AAAAUUACUUUACAGAUGACGGAGAACCCGCAGAAAUCCUCUCAGGAUGAGCGAAUUCAGGAGAUGCGUCGUCAAGUAGAUGAAGUCAAGACUGUAAUGGCCUCAAAUGUAGCUUCAAUCAUGGAACGUGGAGAACGACUCGAUAGCAUCGAAAGACGCACGGACGAACUUCAAUCGGCUAACUUCAAACUAACUGCUCAUCGGGUUCAACGCAAGAUGUGUAUGAUGAACGCGAAGUGGACGAUCAUUUCCGUGCUGGUCGCUCUCAUCGUUAUAGCUGUCAUAAUUCUGCUUAUUCUUGAUGCCUGUGGUGUGUUUGACAAAAAGUGA
Haemonchus placei is the source of this 330-nucleotide messenger RNA. The record is from the annotation of a GenBank genome assembly. NCBI's taxonomy places the organism in Eukaryota, Metazoa, Nematoda, Chromadorea, Rhabditida, Trichostrongylidae.